Scylla paramamosain (green mud crab) is the source of this 2357-nucleotide messenger RNA. RefSeq lists its product as uncharacterized. The record is from RefSeq and is a predicted model, not a curated record. The transcript is spliced from 3 exons. Lineage: Eukaryota; Metazoa; Arthropoda; Malacostraca; Decapoda; Portunidae. The coding region runs from base 924 to 1340 and encodes 138 amino acids.
GAGAGAGAGAGAGAGAGAGAGAGAGAGAGAGAUCACAAAGGAAUCGUGAAGGCCUAGAAAAAUAGAUAACGAAGAAAAAGACGAACUACGAAGAAAAAUAAGAAGGAGGCUUAGGAAGAUGAGCAGGAGGAGGAGGAGGAGAAAAGCGAGUGAGUGAGAGAGAAUUUGACUUCAGGAAACUUGAAUAUAUACGACAGCGGGUGGCACGGAAGCCUGGUAGAGGGGAGCAGGGAGCAGGAGUGUUGCUACUACUACUACUACUACUACUACUACUAUUUCUACUUCUACUACUACUACUACUACUACUACUACUACUACUACUACUACCAGCAACAUCACCCUCCUAGCCCCGCAAAUCUAAUGAUACUGCAAUAAUCUAAACCACCACCACCACCACCACCAUCACCACCUGAUCUGGUCUUGCAGGCCUUGUUGUAAUAAAAGGUUUCAAUUUGUCUCCGCCUUGCAAUAAAAUGUGAUGAAAAGUAACUCCUCUUUCCCUUGGAGGAGAACGACUCUACUGGGAGGAAAGAGGUGGAGGAGGAGGAGGAGGAGGAGGAGGAGGAGGAAAAGAAAUAGAGGAAGGAUGGAUGGUAGCAAGGUGUGUGUGUGUGUGUGUGUGUGUGUGUUGAGAUACAAAAGAAUACAAAGGAAGAGCAAGCAUUAACACACCGAGAUGUUUGUGUUCCAGAGAUGUUGGUGAUGUUCCCUGUGUGUUGUUUUAACCCAUACGCUUCGGGCGGAAGGCUUCGGGUGGCGGUAGUUCCCGUCCUCUGCUGUCCCGCCAAGAUUUGUACUCCCGUGACGUAAUUAUUAUUUCCUGUGGUUGAUGGCAUCCCUGCUCUACGUUUCACGCAACUUCCCAGAGCACUACAGACCACUAUGGCGGACAGACAUGCUGAUAAUGAUUUCCCUGUGUCUGGAUGCGUGGACGAAGGGAGCGCGCCAGCGGGCCCCAGUUCCUCUACCCCUAUAAUCAGGGCUACACAUACAGCAACGGCCCAUCCACUCCCAUCCACUCCCAUCCACUGAUCAGACCACCAGCCCAGUCAAAGGGUUAUACCUGGCCGGAAACUACAGUGCUUAAAGGGUUAAGAAUCCGUACUACAGAUUUAAGAAGAAACCUUGAGAACCCAUCUAUGUGGCCUCUGAAAAUGGUCAUGGUGAGAGAGCAGAGCAUUUCAGAAUACAAGCCAUUAUGUCACACCUGCAUCACUACCCACCACAUACUCCAGCAGCAGCAGCAGCAGCAGCAGCAGCAGCAGACAGCUAAAUGCUGCACCACCCAUCAAGAGGAUGAAGACUGCAGCCACAUCAGAGAGGCUGGCUGUGAUUUUUAGUCUUCCUGCCACAUGUUGAGGUUCCUGCUGAUAGCCAUUUGGUCCUCAGCUUGUUCAUCAGGUCUGACUCACACAUCUUCUGCAGACUGUGGGAAGAAUAAGGAUUUGUAGAGAAAGAAAGUCUGGUACGGAAGAUUGAAAAGAAAUAUUGUCAUUGUGGAAAAAGCUGAAGUGUAUUAUGCUUUUAUGUUGUGUAAUAAUGUAGUAGUAAAAUGCAGGCUGUAUGGAAUGAAGGCACAUCAGGAUUUUAUAAGAUUAAAUUUUACAGGGAAGAUUAAAAAGGAAUAUUGCAUCAUUGCAUGUCCCUUGCACCUUCACCUCUGACUCCCAUCCUUUGCAGUUCCAUCCCUCCAUCCACUUUCUACUUUCUCCUCGAUCUUAAUUCACACACACACGCUCACGUGCACACACACCUGUGGUCAAAUAUCUUCCUGAAGGGUGAAUUUUUUUUGCCGCCCAAUAGCAAUGCCUCCUGUGAUGUACUGGACUGGCAGUUCCUUGCUUCUGGAGGAGUCUGCAAUAAGAAGACCACGAAUGUAGUCGCUGGUUGUGACAUUCACACCUAUGAACACAUACUUACCUGCCAAGUGUUUUUUUUUUUUUUUUUUUUUUUUCAUUUGUUUAACUUAAUUUUUUUCUUUUUUCAUGUAAGAGGAGGACUGGCCAAGGACAACAAAAAGAGCAAAAAGGAAAAAGACCCACUGACCUGCCAGUCCCAAAAGAAAGGUCAAAAAGAAGUUUUAUGAAACCCCCCUCUUGAAAGAAUCCGAGUCAUAGGAAGGAGGAAAUACAGAAGUAAGUAGGGAGUGUGGGAUUAGCUAACAGUGAGAUACUGGUGGUGGUUAUGCUAAAUUGGGAAAUGUGUGUAGCUUUAUCUAAAUGAAGAAGGAAUCUGGCUAAUUUAUCUUACCUGAUGGAAGAAUCUUAGUGUUUUCAUUUAUCAGAGGUAAGAUAGGAAGCAAAUGUUUAUAUGAUAAUUCCAAGUUUGCAUCUUUAUCAAUUAUAAGGAGAACUAAC